AUGCAGGAUCAACUUCAAGCCCUGAAUCAUCAGGUUAUAAAGAAGAUCAACCUGUCGAAACAUAUUGCAGAACUUCUUGAAACUAUCACACGCGAUCAGCCAGCAGAUCCAAUCGGCUGCUACGAAGAAAUGUCAAAACUUAUUUGGAAACAGCGUCAUGUCCAAGAAAAUCCAGUCAUGCCAUCUGUUCCACAGGAGGAAUUAAAUCGUUGCCAAGAAACACUUGAUUUGUUAGCCAAGCUUGAAUCUCCAGCACGUUCUAAAGUUGAUACAUUAUUCUUCGAAAUGAGCUCUAAAUGGUCAUCAUACGGCAUUACAAUGAGCAAGGACAACGCUCUUAUGCUCCAGUGUUCCCUUAUUGGACUUGCCGAAAAAGAAGAGAUCGUCGGCCUCCGCUUCUGGGGUACAUUUUCCACUCCAAACGGCUUGAUAUAUAUUGCUGAAGCUGAUGUUCCACUUGAGCAUCACAAUACUCCAGACAACCUUCCACCAGUCGGACAAUACGAUGUCCCAGCCGAAAUUGGCGUUGGUGUCAACAGAUUUGUCUACUACUACACUAAAUCUCCAUUCGAUCAAUGGCAGCGCCUUCCAGAUGUUCGUCCAUCUGAUAUUGUUACAUCAAGAAAAGUAACAUGGCAGAUUUCUGGCGACUUCUCUGCUGCUGUCCGCUCAUUUGUACCAUUCGAUGUUACAGAGGAUAUCUACAUCCGCGCUCUUAUUGCUCGUAUUUCAUCUGCUUGCAUUGCCGCGCCAACAGGCUACAUGCAGGAAUAUACACCAGAAGAGGAAGAAGAAGCCCAAGAGCAGCCAGAAGAAGAUGGCGAGGAAAAGUCAAAACCACCGAAACAGCUCAAGCUCGUUAUCGCUCCAGAUUUCGAAGGAACAGAAGUCGAUGCUGUUGAAUGGGUCCAUGUCAGACCAUUCAUUCUUCCACAGGGUCGUGAGAAAUAUAUUAAGGCACCAAAGCCACCGAAACAGCCAAAGGAGAAGAAGCCAAAAGAAGAGAAGGAAGAACAUGGCGAAGAAGAAGGAGAGGAGGAAGAUCAGAAGCAACAGGAAGAGCCAGAGGAAGAUGCUCCAGAAGAGGAAGAGCAGCCAGAAGAAGGCCCAGAACUCUUCGGAGGCAUCAACGAUGAUGAAGGCUUCGGAGAAGAACAACCAGCUUGGAAUUUCAAGACAGUUACAUCUCCAAUCGCAGGAGAAUCAUUUGUUGUCGCUGAGUCCCUCAGAUGGCCAGGCGCUUACAACCUUACAGACGGAAAGAAGUCAUGCUCUAUCUAUAUGGGUACUGGAACUAAGUUCAUCGUCGAUGGAUUCCAGCCACCAUCUCCACCUCCAAUGGCUGGCGAAUACAGACUCAAGAUGACAGAAAAGAUCGAUCCAACUCUUGAUGAAGAGAAAGAAGCUGAAAGAAGAAAGAACCCACCGAAAGAGGAAGAAGAGGAGGAAGAGCAGAAUGAGUAA
Trichomonas vaginalis G3 is the source of this 1464-nucleotide messenger RNA. RefSeq names its product microtubule-based process. The record is from RefSeq and is a predicted model, not a curated record. Gene Ontology annotation, cellular component: axoneme; radial spoke. Lineage: Eukaryota; Parabasalia; Trichomonadida; Trichomonadidae. Gene Ontology annotation, biological process: cilium movement involved in cell motility; axoneme assembly; cilium assembly. The transcript has a single exon. Bases 1 to 1464 code for a protein of 487 amino acids.